AUGUCGUUGGAGCUGCCGGCAGUGAAAGAUUUGGUACAGAAAGCCAAGUCCGUCGUUGGCUGCAGCACGACUACGCAAACUGUCAACGUUCACAACAGCCCCCUGAAUGGCUUCAUUGGUUCCCUCGCUGGAUUGGAGAAGUUCAAGAAUAACAGACCGCAGGUGUGUGGCGCUGCUUCAAUCGUGCCUGUCGGCCCUGGAGGGACCUUGGCUGCCUUCUGCGCGGCCGGUGUCAUGACCGUGGAGGAUGGCCUGAGGCUUGCAAAGGUGGCAGAAGAGGCCGCCGCGGAGCUAGCCUCGUCUGGCAAGAAGCAGCGUACAAUUUGUGUCACCGGCUUCAAGAAUGCCUUGGUGUCCACGUUGUGCAAGCAAGCUGCUGCAAAGGAGGACGGAGGUGCGUGCUCAAUCGCGGCUUUCAUAUCUCGAGACACAUUCUUCGUUUCUGGAACGGAGCCUGCCAUCAGCAGCUUCGAGAAGCUUGCCAAAGCAAGCUCUGGUCAUUGUGAGGUAUCCACCAAGGGCGACCUCGGCUUUUGCAGCUCUUUGAUGCAGACGGUGCAGGAGAAGCUGAAUGAAUCAUUGGAUGCACUGCUGCACAACCUGAAGCCACCAACGACUGCGGUCUGGAUGACAACAGAAGCCAAGAUCCUUCGACCGGGUGCAGAUCCUGCGGAGAUCCUGGGGGUCUUAAAGAGGCUCCUGACAAGCCCAUUGCUCUAUGACCAGUGCAUGAAAGCCGCCCUCAAGGAUGGCGUCCGUGAGUUCUAUCAUUGCAACGCAACGCAGAAGAUGGUCGUCGAGAACAUAUCGGACGAGAUCCUGGAACGUCAUCGAUGCGACGAUGAAUGCUGA
This is a messenger RNA of Symbiodinium sp. CCMP2456, 852 nucleotides long. Lineage: Eukaryota; Dinophyceae; Suessiales; Symbiodiniaceae. The record is from the annotation of a GenBank genome assembly.